UUUGAAAGACAUAAAUACACCGGAGCUGGUUCACCAACCAAGUACCAACUUCUCUUGUCACAACAAUGUCUGGUCGUCCAAGUCGCGCCAAAUCAUGGCGUAUGGCGUCCUCCCUGUCUCUGUUUUUCCUUGCAUUCCUUGCAAUCAUUUGUUUCUGUCCCGCUGUCGCAGCAAAUUCUAACAGUGAAUACGGUACGGUUAUAGGCAUAGACUUGGGAACCACUUAUUCUUGCGUCGGCGUUCAACGUGGCGGUCGUGUCGAAAUUAUCGCCAACGACCAGGGUCACCGUAUAACACCCUCAUGGGUCAGCUUCACUGAUGACGAGCGGCUAGUUGGUGAUAGCGCCAAGAACGCGUUCCAUUCAAAUCCGACUAACACUGUCUUUGACGCCAAACGUCUCAUUGGCCGAAAGAUGGACGACCUGGAAUUAAAGAAGGACAUGAAGCACUUCCCUUUCAACGUUGUUGACAAGGGGGGUAAACCAGCCAUUUCCAUUGGUUUCAAGGGUGAAACCCGCCAAUUUACUCCGGAAGAGAUCAGCGCCAUGAUCCUUACAAAGAUGAAGGAGACGGCAGAGGCCUAUCUCGGCGAGAAGGUCACCCACGCGGUAGUAACAGUUCCUGCAUACUUCAAUGACGCCCAGCGUCAAGCCACGAAAGAUGCCGGUACGAUUGCUGGGUUAAAUAUUCUCCGUAUCAUCAACGAGCCCACUGCUGCCGCUAUCGCCUAUGGUCUUAACAAGAAGGGCGGGGAGUCCCAAAUUAUUGUCUAUGACCUUGGAGGAGGAACUUUUGAUGUCUCCUUGCUCUCGAUCGACGAUGGUGUUUUCGAGGUCUUGGCAACUGCUGGUGACACGCACCUUGGUGGUGAGGAUUUCGAUAACCGCGUCAUCGACCAUCUUGUCAAACAAUACAAGAAGAAGACCGGCACUGAUGUCACCAGCAACCUCCGCGCCAUGGGCAAGCUGAAGCGCGAGGUUGAGAAGGCCAAGCGCACUCUGUCCAGCCAGCAGUCGACCCGCAUCGAAAUUGAGUCCUUCGAGGACGGCAACGACUUUUCGGAGACGCUCACUCGCGCGAAGUUUGAAGAGCUAAACAUGGAUCUGUUCCGUAAGACCAUGAAGCCCGUCGAGCAGGUACUCAAGGAUGCGAAGAUCAACAAGGAGAACAUCGAUGAGGUUGUUCUUGUUGGUGGUUCGACCCGCAUUCCCAAGGUUCAACAGCUCCUCAAGGAGUAUUUCGGCAAAGAAGCGUCGAAGGGUAUUAACCCCGAUGAGGCUGUCGCUUACGGUGCCGCUGUCCAGGGCGGUAUCCUCUCUGGUGAAGAGGGCACCGAAGACGUGGUCUUGGUGGAUGUCUGUCCUUUGACACUUGGUAUCGAGACCACGGGUGGUGUUUUCACCAAGCUCAUUCCCCGUAACACUGUUAUUCCCACUCGCAAGUCACAGAUCUUCUCAACGGCAGCUGACAACCAGCCCACUGUUCUAAUCCAGGUCUUUGAGGGCGAGCGCUCGUUGACCAAGGACAAUAACCUACUCGGCAAGUUCGAACUCUCGAGCAUUCCCCCUGCUCCUCGUGGUGUUCCUCAGAUCGAGGUCACCUUUGAGAUCGACGCCAACGGUAUCAUGAAGGUCGGUGCAUCUGACAAGGGAACUGGUAAAUCCGAGUCAAUCACGAUCACGAACGAGAAGGGUCGUCUUUCCAAGGAGGACAUUGAGCGCAUGGUCCGCGAGGCUGAAGAUUUCGCCUCAGAGGAUGAAGCCAACCGCAAGCGCAUCGAGUCACUCAACUCCCUCUCCACGUUCGUCUACGGACUCAAGUCCCAACUCGGUGACCAGUCUGGCCUUGGUGGCAAGAUUGACGAUGAUGACAAGAAGACCAUCCUUGCCUCGAUCAAGGAGGCCACGGAGUGGAUUGAUGAAAAUGGCCAGAGUGCUACCACUGAGGAGUUCGAAGAGAAGCUGUCGGAGAUUCAAAGCGUCGUCAACCCCAUCACGAGCGAGCUCUACAGUGGAGGUGCCAGCGAGCCUGAGGAUGAUGGACCUUAUUAUGACCAUGAUGAGCUGUGAGGCGGGCGCGGUGGGAUAAUCCCGAUAAAAGUUGUACGUCAGUAUCGGUAACAUAGAGCCAUAUUAUUUCAAUGGACGCAUUCCAACUUCUACAAUGCCUCGCGGAAAUGAGCGAUAUAUAUGCGCGCCAUUCCUUGCGUGAUGAAAAUUUUCGGUUAUUCGCAGUUUCCACUUGAUCGCCCUCCGUUAGGAUUUAUGAACUGCCCUUCAAGUACGUCUCUCGAUCGAGUUAUUGGUAGUUGUCUCGUAGUAGUCAAUUGUCUGUCAAUACACGCGUUCCAGGAAGCGGUGUUCUGCCGGUCGCGGCUAUUAGUGUGCAGUACUAUACUUUCGUUU
This is a messenger RNA of Suillus clintonianus, 2405 nucleotides long. Its product is annotated as heat shock protein 70 family. The transcript is spliced from 8 exons. Gene Ontology annotation, biological process: protein refolding; endoplasmic reticulum unfolded protein response; cellular response to unfolded protein. Gene Ontology annotation, cellular component: membrane; nucleus; endoplasmic reticulum lumen. Gene Ontology annotation, molecular function: ATP-dependent protein folding chaperone; heat shock protein binding; misfolded protein binding. The coding region runs from base 66 to 2069 and encodes 667 amino acids. The record is from RefSeq and is a predicted model, not a curated record. Lineage: Eukaryota; Fungi; Basidiomycota; Agaricomycetes; Boletales; Suillaceae.